CUCAAUUUCUCUCUCCGAGGCGUAUUGUAGGGCACUUUAACAUAUGAGCCCCUAUUCGCUCGUUUCAUUUAGGAAGCGCGCACUGUUGCCUGGUUGGCGAUACUGGAGCUAUUUCUAGAAGUAUGCCAGUCAGAAGAGGUGGCUUGGGUGAGGAGAUAAUGGGGGCUAGUCAAUCCAUGCCGGCCAUGGACGGGCGGUUUGGAGAAAGGCGUGCGUCACCGUCUGCUCAAGAGCUUCUUUGCUCUGUGGGCGGCGUAGAGAGAACUGAACAAGCUCACGACGGCCGACUUUGCGCAUCUUCUGUAGACGCAUAUGGCGCCGGGAUAGAAGGCGGUACGAGAGGGGAAAAGGGCGCGAGGGGUAACGUCUGUGCCGAGCUAGGCUACGAUGGCAGCUCCUGCGGUAACAGCCAGUUAGACGAGAGUCUGACACCCCGGUCACACGACCUAGGCAGUCACAACAGUACAUCGCGAGCAUUCCCUGCGCAGGUAGUGUCUAAGGCUAUGCCCCAAGACAAUAAAGAAAGGCAAGAGCAGGUCUACACACAAAACCCUAACCAUUCCACUUUUGCCCCAGAGGUCUGCCUACAAAAACCCAGUCUCUCUCUUCCACCAAGGUUUUGCACACCCAACCAUAAACAUUAUCCCCUCUCCCCAGAAGUCUGCCCACCAAAUUCCCACACUUCUAACCCUUUAGGAGAUUCUACACAUAACACCAUCUCUUCUUCUACUCACCUAGAAGUCUACAACCAGAAGUCUUCCCUUCCACUCUCCCUGAAGCCUUACCCACAACAUUCUCCUUCUGUUCUUGUAGACAAAAAUUUCCUCCCCCCUUCACCAUAUUUUUUUUCUGAAGAUAAAAAUAUCGGUGACUUUAUUAAUCCCCGUUUCAUUCAUACUAAACGACUCUAUUGUUUAUUACAACAAACACGCAAGCUCCCCAUCAUAACAAAACUACUAGAAAGACACGCUAUCGACUUUGAUAAUCAUCGUAUCAUCAUGUCUGAUAUGCAGACUAACGUCGAGGCCGAGGCCAUGGCCGAGGCUGAGGGUUCUCCCAUGACCCAGGCUGUUUCCCGCAAGCGAGCGUCCUCAGUACCGGCCUCAUGCCGCUACUUGCUCGCGGUCCCGGUCGUGCUCCCGGUUACAGUCCCAGCUGCACUCCCGGUCGCAGCCCCGGUCGCGGUUCCGGCUACGGCAGGGCGACCUGCCAAGAAAAUCGCCAUUGAGAAGCUGAGCGGCAUGGACGUUGCUGGAGACAACCCUGGCCAGGACGACAACGUCGACGACUACGUCGACGAUGGCGACGAGGAUGACGACGAGCAAGAUCCUGUCCCCUUGGACCGCAAGCGUAAGCGUCCCGCUACCGCUACCGGCUCGGCCACCGCUCCUGGUGGUGAUGCAGUCGACCAGACUACCGAGCCCGAGCAGCCCAAGUGCAAGAAGGGUGGUCCUCGUUUCCGCAAGCUCGUCAUCAGUUCAAAUGACAGAAAAAAGGAGGAGAAGCCAGGUACCACGGCCGACAGAUUUAACACCAAGGCCCGAAAGAUCAAGAUGCAGGCCAUCAAGGAAGCUGUCAAGGCAUCAACCACUCCCGCCCAGCAGGCGCAGAUCGCUGAGCUAGCUACGACUAAGUAUAUCAGCCUAAUGACUGCUGACAUGCAUGACGAUCGCAACACCCAAGGCAUGAAGGAGUACUGGAACGAGACCGCUACUCACCCGGAUUUCGCACUUUGUAAGACGUCACAUAAUACUAUUAGACAAAAUCAUCAGCAUACUGACAAUCCUAGAAAUAUCUCGCCCUCGCCGGCGUAUUCUCACGCGGAAAGUUACCAGGCACAUGAGUCUUUGGCACAAACAGAACCGACAGAAUGUAUUUUUGACGGAUGGAAGUGGUCAUACGGGAUAUGGUCACUAGUCAAUAGCCACGCGGCAGACAUCGGAAACGGAAAUGAAAUGAUUAAAAAAUACUUGACCGGCCCCUUCGCAACUCGUGAAACAGCCAACGCAAAACUUCAUGAACUAACUAACUACGACCAGUUUGAUGGCGGCCUAGCCGCAGUGGCUCGUAGACAUGCCUAUGAACAACCCGGCUCCAAGCUACUCAAGGUAGAGCUUACUCUCGCCACCGGUGAGGAUCGUGUACUGUGGGUGGAACGCCGUCUCGUGAACGUCCAAACUGAUUUCACCAAAAGGGAGCGCCGGCUGAAGAAGUGGUCAGCGGAACGGCCUAAACUGCCACAUUACAUAGUAGAGUGCGAAUUUGUGAUCCAUGGAACUGGAGGGACGCCGCAGAAAGUGCCAUCGUCACCUAUCCACUGCGAUGCCGCCAUCGCCGACGAAGUCAUCGGUACCCAUAAUGGCGAAAUUGAACUCAAUAGGCUGCCACUUAUAACUUUUACGGAUCGUGGACUCGCUAACGAGCACGCUGGUGAAUUAUUUCUACGCCACUCCGCUGUGAAUGAAGCCAUUCGCAAACCUCUCGAUGAUUUCUGGUGGGCGAACAACGCAGUUACGCUGCAUACUGAAAUUCAAAAAACCAUCCGAGAACCUGGCAGAUUGUACACUGUCGAGCUGUACACCGGCGAUAUGAAUGUGCGCUUAGGAUUCGAUUUGAUUAGAGUCGCCGUCCACGCUGUCGACGAUGUUACUGGGCCACUCAACAUUUAAUACUACUUCCAAAU
This is a messenger RNA of Hypoxylon trugodes, 2683 nucleotides long. RefSeq lists its product as uncharacterized. The record is from RefSeq and is a predicted model, not a curated record. The transcript has 5 exons. The coding region runs from base 123 to 2669 and encodes 848 amino acids. NCBI's taxonomy places the organism in Eukaryota, Fungi, Ascomycota, Sordariomycetes, Xylariales, Hypoxylaceae.